Pseudomyrmex gracilis is the source of this 1687-nucleotide messenger RNA. RefSeq names its product eukaryotic translation initiation factor 3 subunit G (gene eIF3g1). Lineage: Eukaryota; Metazoa; Arthropoda; Insecta; Hymenoptera; Formicidae. Gene Ontology annotation, molecular function: translation initiation factor activity; RNA binding. Gene Ontology annotation, cellular component: cytoplasm; eukaryotic translation initiation factor 3 complex. Bases 269 to 1153 code for a protein of 294 amino acids. The transcript has 4 exons. The record is from RefSeq and is a predicted model, not a curated record.
CCAUAUGGACGCGUAGACGUUUGAUCCAGUGUGAAGAAUUUGUGAUAGAAGUGGAAUCGAAGAAAUAGGGUAUUAUCUUGCAUCUUUUUCAUUCGUUCGAUCAUUUGUGUGUUUAUAUAAAUUGUAAAAAUAUUUUUCCUUAGUACGAACUAUUAUUCAGACAAGUGAGUUAAUUAAAAACUUCAAUUUUUAGAAGCAAAUUUAUUGCGCAUUUGUGUACAAUUUUCUGGCUCUAAUAUAACAUUUUGUUUCUUAUAAAAAAUAUAAGAUGACUGAUACUGACAAUACUGUAAUGGAAAUGCCUGCCGAGGUAAAGUCCAGUUGGGCUGAUGAAGUCGAGGAGGAAGGAGGAGCAUUGCCACCACCUUCGGAGGUCCAGGAAAAUGGAUUUAAAAUUCUCACUGAAUACAAGUACAAUCAAGAUAAUAAAAAAGUCAAAGUUGUGCGUACUUACAAAACAGAACGACGCAUAGUAUCGAAAACUAUUGCUGCGCGGAAAAAUUGGGCAAAAUUUGGCGAUUCCGCCGACGAUAGGCCAGGACCCAAUCCAGCUACUACUGUAAUUGGUGAAGAUGUCUUCAUGCAGUUUAUAUCUAGCAAAGAGGAGGAGAACAAGGUAGAGGAAGAUUCUUUAGAUAAAUUGAAGAGCAUGGGCGACAAAGGUGUCGUCAAAUGCCGUAACUGUAACGGUGACCACUGGACGUCUAAAUGUCCUUACAAAGAUACUGUUCUCGCUGGUGGAAAAGUUCCAGACGAUAAGAAACCUCUUGUCAACACGGGAGUACCAGGUGCGAUGGCGGAACUCAAACCGCAAGGUGGCAAGUAUGUGCCACCUGGUAUGCGCGAUGGCGGCAACAAACGUGGUGAUUCGAUGCAGAUGCAGAGGCGUGACGACACUACCGCGAUCAGGAUAUCAAAUCUCUCGCAAAGCACCACCGAUGCCGAUUUAGACGAGCUUGUCAAGCCUUUCGGCUCCGUGGUGAAGCAGUUCUUGGCCAAGGAGAAGUUGUCGAAUCUCUGCAAAGGUUUUGCAUACGUUCACUUCAAGCAUAGAGCUGAUGCCGCGAGAGCGAUUGCCACCUUGGAUGGUUACGGUUACGAUCAUCUUAUUCUGAGUGUGGAAUGGUCAAAACCGCAAGCCCAAAAUAAUUAAAGCGACGCCAAGUGUUGUAAGAUAUGGACAAGAGUUAGUGGAGCAAACUUUAGUCCGAUCGCGGGGAAUCCUUAUGAAAAUAAAAACUGUACGAUAUCAGAAGUAGAAAGGUAAUAGCGCGGUCUGCAUUUGUUCACUUGACAUUAAAUAUGGAAGUUGAACUCUCUCAGUCAAAAAUUUAUAUUUUACGUGAUUGCGUGGUAUGUAUAAAUAUUUUUGUGUUUAUAACAACGUUAACAUGAUGGCAUCAACAUGAGAAUUGGACUGCUAUGUUUAUUAUUAAAUAUCCGGGAUAAAUGCAGACUGAAUUUUUUUAUAUCUUUCACUUUACAAUUUAUGCUUAAAUAAACAUAUUGACAGUAAACAGGGGAGCUUAUUUAUUCUUCGUUAUUAUAACAUAAUCUAUCAUAAAACGAGACACCAUCUUUUUACUUCUGAUAUUGCGAUGUACUGUAAAAAAAAUUUAUCUUUAUUCAAAGCUGCUCUGUUUACUUCUCCUGUGAAAAAAUUUAUAAUAAAUUACCAUUCUGUAAU